UCCGUGCGUCUGAUAAGAAUGACCCAUAACUGAGGGCGUUGGGCUAAAGUGGAUGGUGAUGAACUGGGAUAUCCCUCAUCUUGUCUAAUAUCCACUGACACACUAGUACUAAUCAUACGCAAUAGCUGAUUCAACUUUCGUCACCUUCUCGGUUGUUCCGGUGUAGGGUUUCGGCCCGACGUUGACAGUAUGUUCUCAAGUGAUGUUUGUUUUUAUGACAGGUCCAAUAUGUUUCUCUUAUAUCUUCCCUGCCUUACUUACUCAACUCUCACCCCCCACCUGCUUACGCUAAAAUCAAUGCCCAUGUUAGCCGCGCACCAUACCAAAAACAUCGAGCGGCAUCGCACUGACUUUUUCCUGGUCCGCACAUUCGACGAGUGUGGAAGGGGAGGUGAGCGUGUCGUCAUUCACAGGGAGCAGGUCAAGGCAUACUUCGACCACGAUCGCGCACUCCGUUUCAAGGACAACGUUGCCUUAGAUACCCCUGUGGGUUAUCACCUGUUCCGAGAGUCGUACAGUCGUGAGGCGAAGUCGACGGCGAGGUUUGCAUUCUGCGAGGUUGAUGAAAGCAGGAAUAUAAAAAUCGUGACUCCAGGACCUCCACCCAUCGAGCAGGAGGUAUUGUCUGACGGUGCGGACCUGUACAAUCGAGAGGAAGUAACUGGUGGAAUGGCGGAUAUUGUCAACUCCCUCCUAUGGGAUGCCGCUAGGCAAUUGAACGAGCAACAACAGAGAUCUCACCAGGACGAUCGACGUCGUGGGUCAGACCCCUAUGGCGACGGCUCUUCUUACGACAGACAUCGUUCUCCUAGCAGGAGGUUGGGAAACCCAGCGAUUACCACUGAUCCUGACACCCGCGAACCCUACGCACCCGCACGCCCCACCGCUGGGCCCAGUACCGUCGCUGACGACCAGCAUACGAUUGGAGCUGAAGAGUUACGCCACAGCGCGUACAAUUGGAGAGGGUACUUCUUUCCCUACAAGAAUACAGACUCUCAAAUCUGGAUAAACCUGUAGUGUGCUAAAGAAAGUUUUGUUGUGUCCCAUUGCAAGUGUUACUGCU
Molecule: messenger RNA, 1063 nt
Organism: Pisolithus orientalis
Lineage: Eukaryota; Fungi; Basidiomycota; Agaricomycetes; Boletales; Pisolithaceae
Exons: 5
Coding region: 190-1017 (275 amino acids)
Source: RefSeq, a predicted model, not a curated record